Molecule: messenger RNA, 3313 nt
Organism: Xylaria bambusicola
Lineage: Eukaryota; Fungi; Ascomycota; Sordariomycetes; Xylariales; Xylariaceae
Exons: 6
Coding region: 270-3275 (1001 amino acids)
Source: RefSeq, a predicted model, not a curated record
CGGAUUGAGAUCUUCGUUGCAGGAGAUCGGCUCACUAUAAACGAAGAUUUUGAGUGCCGAUCCUUGAUCCAUCAUGUGAAAGAGGAGAAAACGCGGGGAAAUACGAUGCGUAAUGAGUCUGCCGAGCAUCGCAACGUCAGUAAAGCAAGGGUACAUAUAAAAUGUGGCCUGUGUCGGGGAAACUACUUUAGAAAGAUGCCUCUCAAUGCUUCAAGGCACGAGCUGACGCGGACAAAACUGCGGCGGAUAUCUCACUUCCAGACACCAUCAUGCGACUUUCGCGGCUCUUGUGUCUAACUCUCUCCUCCUGCGCUUUAGGACUGCUUGAGAAGCGCAUUGUCUCAUUCGAAAAUGCGGAAGGGUCAAUUCCUCUUCACGGCGCUUCGAUCGUGUACAGCGCCAAUGACCCUGUCGGUGUCGAGAUCGCCGUUACGAGUCUCGCCGAGGAUCUCGAAGCUAUCACGGGAACGCAGCCUUCAGUAUUCAGAAUUAGUAAUGGCGAAUCAUUAGAGUGCACGAACUGUACUGACAAUGUCAUUAUCGCUGCAACCGUCGGGUCUGACGUUUUAGGAGCCAUAGUAGAAGAUGGCAAACUGGAUGUUUCUGCUAUUGAUGGGAAAUGGGAAAGCUACCAGACAAGCGUCGUCGAUGAUCCGAUACCCGGUGUCAAGAGAGCCUUGGUUAUUGCAGGAAGCGAUAAGAGGGGUGUAAUGUACGGCAUCUACACUCUCUCAGAGCAAUGUGGCCAGUCUCCAUUCCACUGGUGGGCAGAUGUUCCAGCAACAAAGCACGAGGAGAUCUACGCAUUAUCAGGGGAUACCACAUUUGGGCCUCCAAGCAUUCGUUACCGUGGCCUAUUCAUCAACGAUGAAGCCCCUGGAUUAACAGGUUGGUGGUCGAAAGUCCACGGAGUUAAUCAUCAACCAAUAGACACCGAGUUUUACCGACAUGUAUUCGACAUGCUACUUCGUCUGAAGGGAAACUUCCUAUGGCCAUCCAUGUGGAAGUCGUUGCUAUAUAAACCUGGGAAUAUCUUCUUCACCGAUGACCCUGGCAACAUGCAGCUUGCGGACGAUUAUGGGAUCGUUGUGUCAACUAGUCAUCACGAACCCAUGCAAAAGGCGACCAAUGAAUGGAAUGAUACAAUUUCAGGUCCGUGGGACUGGGAGAAAAACAAAGACAAUGUGACAGUCUUCAUGGAGGACGGCGCACGCAGGGCUGGCCAAAAUGAAUCGUACUUCACUCUGGGCAUGCGUGGCGAGGGCGAUGGACCAAUCCAAUCGGACGAUCCAGUCGGUAUCCUCACAGAUGUAUUCAAGACGCAACGCGGGAUUCUGGCGAAGUACUAUGGAAAUGAGUCAGCGGCAAAUCAGGUCUGGACGAUUUAUAAGGAGGUGGCAACCUAUUACGCGGCCGGUCUAACCCCACCUGAAGAUGUGACUCUCAUGUUUACGGACGACAACUGGGGAAAUAUUCAGAGGUUGCCUCUUGCUAAUGAGACAGCGAGGUCUGGAGGCGUAGGGAUGUACUAUCACCUGGAAUAUGUAGGAAUUCCUAAAUCCUAUAAGUGGCAAAACACAAAUAAUUUGCCGAAAGUCUUCAAAGAGCUGUACCAUGCCUCUCAGCGAGGAGCAGAUCGUAUUUGGGUCAUCAACAUCGCCGACAUCAAGCCCCUUGAGAUGCCAUUUGGCUUUAUUAUGGACCUUGCGUGGAACGUCUCCUCUAUUGACUUCGAAACUAUCCCAAGCUACCUUGAAGCAUUUGCUGCACGCGAAUUUGGACCAGAGUAUGCUUCAGAGAUCUCCGAGAUACUCAUGGAGCAAAGCAGGCUCAUCGGAAGGAGGAAAUACGAAUCUGUUCAGUCAAAGACAUAUUCGGUUGUGAACUACCACGAGAAUGAGCGUGUGUUAGCGGAAUGGCAGGCUCUGGCUGACAAAGUAGCUUCCGUCGCGGAACAGCUACCUGAGGAACGCAAGGAUGCUUAUUGGCACCAUGUCCAGUACCCAAUUGGUUCUGGCCAGGCGUAUUACUCGGUCAUGUUAGGACUGGGCAAGAAUCAGCAAAUUGGAUACGAACGUCGAAACUCAGCCAAUGCUCUAGCAGAUCAAAUUAGAGAGGAUUUCGACCGCGACUUUGACUUUACUGAGAUGUAUGACUCCAUUGUGGAUGGUAAGUGGGCUGGGAUACUGUCGCAACCUCAUUACGACCAAUAUCUCCAAAGCUUUGGGGACGACUGGGCAGAGCCUACUAGGGAUGUCAUCUCAGGACUGUGGUACAUCAACCUUCGGCAAAAUUCAUCAUAUCCGUUUGGAAAUCUAGGUAUCUUCGCCGAGGGAGGCGGGAGUGCACAGGAGCAAGCCCGUAGUUUACCCUCAGCAUGGGACUCUGCACCGACAUCCGGCAAGUUCGCGCCAACGCUGCCGAUCAUGGAUCCGUAUGGGAAGGGAACAUGGACAAUUGAUCUUUUCCAUCGAGGUGAUUCCCGAAUUCCUAUUGAAUGGGAAGUAGAUAUACCGUUCGACUGGACCAUGUUCAACCCCUCCUCUGGCACCCUAUCAAUGAACCAGCCUGAGCAACGCAUCAAUGUCUCGAUUGAUUGGUCUUCGGUCCCAGAGGACAUGAAUGAGAACAUAGGCGUACGCAUCAACUACAAUCACUCGCCAUUCUUCGACCUCGUACACUUGCCUAUUAUUAAUUACAAGGCUCCAGAUGACUUUGUAGGGUUUCCGGAGACAUCGGGCAUCAUAUCAAUUGAAGCGCCUCAUUUCCAGCGCAAGUCUGACGGCAAUGUCACAUUUGAACACAUCCUUUACCUAGGCACGCGCACUAAUUCGGGCUCACUGGCGCUCCGUCCCUACAAACAGGCACGUGUAUCCGAAGAUGUUGCCAGGGCCGCAUGGGCCGAGUAUGACAUCUAUCUCUAUGAUGCUUCUACUCUCACCGCCACUGUAUAUAUCAAUGGCGCCUUGGAUACAGACCCUACGCUCCUUAUGAGAUAUUCACUAACAAUAAACGACGGCGAGGCAACUGCCAACUUUACGCGAUUACUGGGAGACCCAGCAACACCUGGUGAUACCCCACCAGACUGGCGCACGACUGUAGCCGACCAUGUCUGGAUCCGGAAUGUGACGCUAGGAGAGGUGGGACAGGGACAACAUACAUUACGAUGGCAGGCAAAUUCACCGGAGGUUUAUUUAGAGAAAAUUGUGCUGAACACACGGAAUGGAUUGAAGAGUAGCUAUCUUGGACCUCCUGAAACUAGAUUACUGUCGUAGGUAAUUAACUAAUCACUGAUGUGUUCCGGUUGAGCGGA